AAACAGAGGAAAAAGUGGAGAGAGUUAAGCGAUGAGAGACACAUCUCAUCGCACUUAAUCCGAUAAUUGAAAAUUAGUAAAUAUCAUUAAUAACAUAAUUCCACAAUAAAUCAACUCUCUUCUUUUACAUCUUUCUCCAAUCUCCACUCCACCAUUGCAGCUUUUCCUCCCAAUCUCAACUUCCCCUAACGAUAUUCGAAUAAAUUGCCUAAUCAACAAAGUUUUGACGAGAUUUUGAAAUUUGACCUCGCAUUUGUUGCAUUCGAUUUACGGAUCGCUUCUGAUUCCGAAUUAACUGCGGGUUGCGAUCGUCAUGUCCGGCUCGCCGUCUUCGUCGUCGGGAUCGGAAGAAGAGGAUGAAGGAAUCGACUCGUACCGUAAAGGAGGCUACCACGCCGUCAGAAUCGCCGAUAAUUUCGCCGCCGGUCGCUACAUCGCGCAGAAGAAACUUGGUUGGGGGCAGUUCUCCACUGUCUGGCUCGCCUAUGAUACUGAAUCGUCGAAAUAUGUUGCCUUAAAGAUCCAGAAAAGUGCACCACAAUUUUCUCAGGCAGCAAUUCAUGAAAUUGAAAUUCUUUCCGCGGUUGCUGCUGGUGAUCCCUCAAAUGACAAGUGCGCUGUACGCUUAGUAGACCACUUUAAGCAUGCAGGCCCAAAUGGACAGCAUUUAUGCAUGGUUCUGGAAUUUCUUGGUGAUAGUUUGCUCAGUUUGAUCAAGUAUAACCGGUAUAAAGGUCUCGAGUUCCAUAGAGUUAGGGAGAUAAGUAGAUGCAUCUUGACUGCUCUGGAUUACUUGCAUCGGGAACUACGAAUCAUACACACUGACCUAAAACCUGAGAACAUUCUUUUGUGUUCCACCAUUAAUCCUUCAAAAGAUCCAAUCAGGUCAGGAGUGACUCCCGUCCUUGAAAGGCCUGAGGGAAACCCAAAUGGAGGAGUAGUUAUGAGUAGUAUUGAGAAAAGACUUAAGCAAAGGGCAAAGAGAGCAGUUGCAAGAAUCUCAGAGAGGCGAAUUGGUAUGGGGGGCGGGGUAGGCAGGACUCCAAAGCCUCCUAGGAUCUUGGAUGGGAUAGACUUCACAUGUAAGGUUGUGGACUUUGGAAAUGCAUGUUGGGCCGAUAGACCAAUUGCUGAUGAAAUUCAAACAAGACAAUAUAGAGCACCAGAGGUUAUACUUCAGUCUGGUUAUUCCUUUGCUGCUGAUAUUUGGUCAUUUGCUUGUACGGCUUUUGAACUUGCAACUGGAGAGAUGAUGUUUACUCCCAAGACUGGACAAGGUUUCAGCGAGGAUGAGGAUCACCUUGCUAUGAUGAUGGAGUUCCUUGGAAAGAUUCCACGCAAGAUUGCUACCAGUGGUGCCCGAUCCAAAGAGUACUUUGAUAGAUACGGCGACUUGAAGAGGAUUAGAAGGCUGAAGUACGGAUCCAUUGAUCGAUUACUUGUUGAUAAAUACAAGUUCUCUGACGCUGAUGCACGUGAAUUCGCUGGUUUUCUAUCUCCCAUGCUUGAUUUUGAUCCAGAUAAACGACCCACAGCCCAGCAGUGCCUGCAACAUCCAUGGCUUAAUGCUGACAGUGAGACAAGUGGGCUGAAUGCAGGAAUGAACGACCUGGAAAUCAAGGCGAAGAAGUGAUGUAGGAACGAGGGACAAGUUGUCAACAUGAUCUGAGUUUUGUUUGCAGUAGUUAUUUGAUUGAAUUUAAUUUGUUAAGAUUGUAAUAUAGUACUAUAUGAUUAGCACAAUGACAUGCGAAGAAACUGAGCUGGGGAAACUGAUCAUGAAGCGUUCGGUGCUACUAUAUUCUUUCGCACUCUGUGAGAGAAAAGCAAAUGGAGCUGCACCAGCUCCAUCUUUUUUGGCAUGGGGGAAUCUCCAGCAAUGUAAAGUGCUUCAAGGAACAAACACACGCUCUUCAACUGUCAACAACAAUGAAGCUUGAAUGGUACGACAGCUAUUCCAUAACUGAUUAUUUCGGCCUAGAAGUUGUAAUUGUCUCUCUUUGUUUGGUUUUGGUGCUCACAGAGUUUUCUUUUGUGAAACUAAUCUUGUGUUUCGAUUUUCUGAAUUCAUAAAUCUGCCCCCAUUUUGCAUUAUUUUACUGUAGUUGAUAAAACUUUGAUUUCAAAAGCCAUUUUUUACAUUCCCUGGCU
Molecule: messenger RNA, 2151 nt
Organism: Salvia hispanica
Lineage: Eukaryota; Viridiplantae; Streptophyta; Magnoliopsida; Lamiales; Lamiaceae
Biological process (GO): regulation of mRNA processing; peptidyl-serine phosphorylation; spliceosomal complex assembly
Molecular function (GO): protein serine/threonine kinase activity; ATP binding
Source: RefSeq, a predicted model, not a curated record